Molecule: messenger RNA, 2716 nt
Organism: Acomys russatus (golden spiny mouse)
Lineage: Eukaryota; Metazoa; Chordata; Mammalia; Rodentia; Muridae
Gene: Uhrf1
Product: ubiquitin like with PHD and ring finger domains 1
Exons: 17
Coding region: 215-2566 (783 amino acids)
Biological process (GO): negative regulation of gene expression via chromosomal CpG island methylation
Molecular function (GO): ubiquitin protein ligase activity; protein binding
Source: RefSeq, a predicted model, not a curated record
AGCCUGUGCACAAUUCUAAGAACGCCCUAAGUUUUCGCGGGAAAAAAAAUCCUAGCAGCUGGAAGGAUCCCGCGCUCUGGGGCUCACUAAGGUCCUCUGCCACUCACGCGGCUUCCCUCCUCGGUCACCUAGCCGCAGAGCCCUAACUUAAGAGCCAGAAACUCCAGGCGAGAGGAGAGUGCGGAUCGCCGCCGCGGGAGAGCAUCUCGGCAUCAUGUGGAUCCAAGUUCGAACCAUGGAUGGGAAGGAGACCCACACUGUGGACUCUCUGUCCCGGUUGACCAAGGUGCAGGAGCUGAGGAAAAAGAUCGAGGAGCUAUUUCACGUGGACCCCCAGCUGCAGAGACUCUUUUACAGGGGCAAACAGAUGGAGGACGGUCACACACUCUUCGAUUACGACGUGCGCCUCAAUGACACCAUUCAGCUGCUGGUGCGCCAGAGCCUGGCGCUGCCUCUCAGUACGAAGGAACGGGACUCGGAGCUUUCCGACUCUGACUCUGGCUACGGCGUAGGCCAGAGUGAGUCGGACAAGUCGUCCAUGCACGGCGAAGGGGCCGCUGAAGGGGACGACAAGAUCGUGUGGGAGGACACGGAGCUAGGGCUGUACAAGGUUAAUGAGUACGUGGAUGUGCGUGACAACACCUUGGGUGCGUGGUUUGAGGCCCAGGUGGUCCAGGUACAGAAGAAAGCCCCAGCUCAGGAAGAUCCCUGCAGCUCCAGUGCCAUUACCACCCCGGAGGAUGACAUCAUGUACCAUAUCAAAUAUGAUGACUACCCAGAGCAUGGAGUGGAGGUUGUCAAAGCCAAGGAUGUCCGGGCUCGUGCCCGAACUGUGAUCCCGUGGACCGACCUGGAGGUGGGCCAGGUGGUAAUGGUAAACUACAACGUGGACUACCCCCGGAAACGUGGCUUCUGGUAUGACGCUGAGAUCUCUAGGAAGCACCAGACCAGGACAGCGCGUGAGCUGUAUGGCAACGUCAUGCUCGUGAACGGGUCUCAGCUCAAUGACUGUCGCAUCAUGUUCGUGGAUGAGGUCUUCAGGGUCGAGCUCCCUAAUGAAAGGAGCCCCUUGAUUGGGAGCCCCUCGCAACCCCCUCCCGCACUCCGGAACACAGGGAAGAGCGGCCCGUCCUGCCAGUACUGCAAGGACGACGAGAACAAGCUGUGUCGCAAGUGCGCCUGCCACGUGUGCGGCGGGCGCGAGGCUCCCGAGAAGCAGGUGCUGUGCGACGAGUGUGACAUGGCCUUCCACCUGUACUGCCUGGAGCCCCCGCUCACCAGCGUUCCCCCUGAGCCUGAGUGGUACUGUCCUAGCUGCCGGACUGACUCCAGCGAGGUGGUGCAAGCUGGGGAAAAGCUAAAGAAGAGCAAGAAGAAGGCGAAGAUGGCAUCGGCCACCUCAUCCUCUAGGCGGGACUGGGGCAAGGGCAUGGCGUGUGUGGGACGUACCACGGAGUGUACUAUUGUGCCCGCCAACCACUUCGGGCCCAUCCCCGGCGUCCCCGUGGGGACCAUGUGGCGCUUCAGAGUCCAGGUCAGCGAGUCUGGUGUGCAUCGGCCACAUGUGGCGGGCAUCCAUGGCCGGAGCAACGAUGGUGCCUACUCGUUAGUGCUGGCAGGCGGCUAUGAAGAUGAUGUGGACAACGGUAAUUCCUUCACAUACACCGGAAGUGGUGGCCGAGACCUUUCUGGUAACAAGCGAACUGCCGGCCAGUCCUCUGACCAGAAGCUUACUAAUACCAACAGGGCUCUAGCCCUCAACUGCAAUCAUCCAAUCAAUGAGAAAGGUGCAGAGGCUCUUGACUGGCGUCAGGGGAAGCCAGUGCGCGUGGUCCGCAACAUGAAGGGCGGGAAACACAGCAAGUACGCGCCCGCAGAGGGUAACCGCUACGAUGGCAUCUACAAGGUGGUGAAAUACUGGCCAGAGAAAGGUAAAUCUGGCUUUCUUGUGUGGCGCUAUCUCUUGCGACGGGAUGACACAGAGCCUGGGCCUUGGACCCGAGAGGGCAAGGACCGCAUACGGCAGCUGGGGCUCACGAUGCAGUACCCUGAAGGCUACUUGGAGGCCUUGGCCAGCAAGGAGAAGAACAGGAAGCGCCCGGCCAAGGCCUUGGAACAGCAAGAACCCUCACCCUCCAAGACCGGCAAAUGCAAGCGCAAGUCCACAGGCGCGGUCACCUCCAACUCCCGUGUGUCUAAGAAGAGCAAACUGGAACCCUAUACACUCCCAGUGCAGCAGGCCAACCUCAUCAGGGAGGACAAGAGCAACGCCAAGCUGUGGGAUGACGUGCUAAGUUCACUUCAGGAUGGGCCGUACCAGGUCUUCCUGAGCAAGGUAAAGGAGGCUUUCCAGUGCAUCUGUUGUCAGGAGCUGGUGUUCCGGCCCGUCACCACUGUGUGUCAGCACAAUGUUUGCAAGGACUGCCUGGACAGGUCCUUCCGGGCCCAGGUGUUCAGCUGCCCAGCCUGUCGCCGUGACCUGGACCACAGCUCCCCGACCCAGGUCAAUAGGCCUCUGCAGACCAUUCUCAACCAGCUCUUCCCUGGCUAUGGCAGCGGCCGGUGAUGCCAAGACCCAGGCAGAGGGCCCGCAGCCCCGCUCUGAGUUGGUAGUGGGUUUAGCUCGAAGGUGUUGUCCUUCUAUGUCUGCCCUGGCGACUUGUCUGUCCUGGUUGCCACCAAGGCAUCUGCAGGAAUCCCGUUCUGGCUACCAGUU